AUGUUAAGUGGUUGUGCGCUAGCUUCAGAAGAACUAGAUGAUCUGUUCUUUAAAUAUGGAUUGGAACUUGACGAAAUCGUCCAUGAAAAUCUAGAAAUCCAGAAAGGGAAUCAACGAAAAUCGGUUGAAGAAGAAAUUUAUAAAAUCGAAUUACCUGCAAAUCGAUAUGAUUUAUUAUCAAUUGAAGGUCUUUCACGAGCCAUUCUUAUAUUUAAUCAGCAGCUGAAUCCACCAAAAUAUAGUUUAUCAAAUGCUGAGCAGAAAGAACGCAUUAUUAUUUUACCAGAGACAGCUGCUGUACGUCCUUUUAUAGUGGGCGCUAUUCUUCGAAAUGUGACUUUAGAUUCGGAUGCAUAUGCUUCAUUUCUUGAUUUACAAGAUAAACUUCAUCAAAAUAUUUGCCGAAAACGAACAUUGGUUGCUAUAGGUACACAUGAUUAUGAUACCAUCAAGGGUCCAUUCAAAUAUGGGGCUGAAAUUCCGUCAGAAAUUCGUUUUCAGCCUCUCGGCCAGACUAAAGAAUAUACAGCAGAAGAGUUAAUGAUCUUAUAUUCGAAUUCAACUCUUUUUCAGAACGAUAGCCAUUUAAAACCAUAUCUUCGCAUUAUCUCCAAUAAAAAACACUAUCCAAUUAUUCGUGAUAGUCGAGGAAUCGUACUUUCAAUGCCGCCGAUAAUUAAUGGUGAACAUUCCAGAAUAACUUUGAACACAAAGAAUAUAUUUAUUGAAGCAACGGCCACCGAUCUUGAAAAAGCAAUAAUUGUGUUAGAUACUAUUGUGGCAUUAUUUAGCCAAUAUUGUAAAGUUCCUUUUCAGUUAGUUUAUAUCAGGAAUAUCAAUAAAAGAAUCGGAGUUUGCAUGAAUUAUGAUGAAAUAAUGGCAUAUUUAUCACGAAUGUCGAUAUCAUGUCGCAAAUUGGCUGAAGAAUAUAAAUUAGAAGUUACUGUGCCACCAACACGACAUGAUAUAUUACAUGAAUGCGAUAUCGCUGAAGAUAUAGCUAUUGCUUAUGGGUAUAACAAUAUUCAACAGCAGCUUCCAAAUAUUAAUACUAUUGCUGAACCGUUUCCCUUGAAUAAGUUAUCUGAUCUUAUUCGAUUUGAAAUUGCUGCUGCUGGGUGGACAGAAACUUUAAAUUUUGCCUUAUGUAGCGGUGAUGAUAUAUCAUCAAAGCUUAGAAGAAUAGAAGAGCUGAAUGAAGCUGUUAAAAUUUCUAAUCCAAAAAAUUCAGAGUUUCAGGUGGCUAGAACAUCUCUUCUGCCUGGUUUAUUAAAAACAAUUGCAUCUAACAAAGAUAUGCCUUUACCUCUCCAGUUGUUUGAACUACAGGAUGUAGUGCUAAAAUGUUCUUUGUCUGAUGUUGGUGCUCGUAAUGAACGUAGGCUAGCUGCAGUUUAUUAUAACAAAACAUCUGGAUUCGAGACAAUUCAUGGGUUGCUUGAUCGACUUAUGUUGUCGUUAGCCAUAAAAUGGUCAAAAGAUGGUACUGGCUACUAUAUAAGUGCGCAUGAUAAUCCAACGUUUCUGCCCGGCCGUUGUGCAAAGGUAAUCGGUCCAAAGAAUAUUACGCUUGGAACUUUAGGAGUUUUACAUCCUGAUGUCAUUGUUUCAUUUGGCCUAAAUAAGCCAUUAUCAGCUUUCGAAAUUAAUAUUGAACCGCAAGGGAUGUAUGCUGACUGUUUAUUAAUUAUUUUUAUAGCAACAUUUACUGCAUUAUUUGGCGAAUUGCUGACGUAUUUACUUGUUUACCGAAGUGAUCAAUAUAAAAGGCUGAAAAAUGAAAUGGAAAGGAAAACGAAAAAACUUGAAAGGAGGAAAGAAAUAACUGUUGAAGCAGAUCGAAAUGCAAAGCGGAAAAUUGAACGCGAAGAAGAAAAAUUGAAAGCAACAAACCGAGAUAUGAAUAUAUUCAAAAUGAAAAGUAUGCUGGCCAUUGGUUUCGCCUUUACUGCAUUACUAUCGACUUUUUCUUCGAUUUUUGAUGGAAAAAUUGUCGCAAAACUACCAUUCACUCCUAUUUCAUGGCUUCAAGGCCUUUCUCACAGGAAUCUUAUGGGCGAUGAUUACACAGAUUGCUCUUUCAUCUUUUUGUAUAUACUUUGUACGAUGAGUAUUCGCCAAAAUUUACAAAAACUGCUAGGAUUUGCACCAUCACGAGCGAUGAAUCGACAAGCACAACCAAAUUUUUUUGGCGCUUCUACGGCAUCAACAAACUUUAGUUACUUACGAUAG
Dracunculus medinensis (Guinea worm) is the source of this 2232-nucleotide messenger RNA. Lineage: Eukaryota; Metazoa; Nematoda; Chromadorea; Rhabditida; Dracunculidae. The record is from the annotation of a GenBank genome assembly.